This is a messenger RNA of Cyphomyrmex costatus, 928 nucleotides long. Its product is annotated as glutathione S-transferase omega-1. Lineage: Eukaryota; Metazoa; Arthropoda; Insecta; Hymenoptera; Formicidae. Gene Ontology annotation, molecular function: glutathione transferase activity; glutathione dehydrogenase (ascorbate) activity. Gene Ontology annotation, biological process: glutathione metabolic process. The record is from RefSeq and is a predicted model, not a curated record. Gene Ontology annotation, cellular component: cytoplasm. The coding region runs from base 194 to 928 and encodes 244 amino acids. The transcript is spliced from 6 exons.
GAUAGUGCUAUCGAGAAACGCAUUAUCAGUACUAUUACAUCCAUUUUGCUUUCGAAUAGCUCUGAUAAAUGUUAAAGACAAAUAAUAUAAUAAAUGUGGAAAUAAUAUAGAUACAAUCUUAGUCAUUAAGGAUUGGCGUCUACGUAAUAUUUUAACAAACUUCAUAUAAAAAUCCAGAAGAAAGAUUGUUCAGAUGAAUUUCUUACAUCUAGCAAACGGUUCCGAGAAACCAGCAGAAGUGAAAGGUCGGGCGCGUCUAUAUGGCAUGCUGUACUGCCCCUACGUUCUGAGAGUCCACCAUGUACUCAAUUUUAAGCAGAUUCCAUAUGAUAUUAUCAAUAUCAAUUUGCAGAAUAAACCGCAAUGGUUUCUCCAAAUCAAUCCAGUUGGCAAGGUACCAGUUUAUAUAGAUUCGGACGGUGCAAUAGUAACGGAAUCUGUCACAGUAGCGAACUAUCUGGAUGAGAAAUACCCUGAGCCUCCUCUGUACAAUGAUGAAACAAAAAGUCGUGAUUUGGAGCUGAUAGAUCAUUUUUCUAAGUUCGUAAGUAUGAUUACGAAUAUCAUAUUUGAGGAGAAUAAGAGACCGUUCGAAGAGAUUCUCACCGAGGUAAUGAAUAUCUUACAAAAAUAUGAAGAUGAGCUUGAUGUACGUAAGACAACUUUGUUCGGAGGGAGCAAUCCGGGUAUGUUAGACAUUCUAAUGUGGCCUUGGUUUGACAUUGGAAAGGCUUUAGUUCUACUUCACAAACAGCAUGCAAAUGUUGAGAGAUACAAGAAGAGAUUUCCUAAUAUAAUGAAAUGGGCAGACGGAAUGAAAAUUCAGCCGUUUGUUUUAAAAUACAGAUGCUCGUAUAAAAAAUUGGCAAAGUUUUUAGAAGCUGUGAAAACGAAAACUGUUGAUUAUGAUAACAUAAAUGAUAUUUAA